GUGUGAUUGGUUUCCAUUUUGCAAAGGCUGAUAAACGUGGGCGACUUUGCAGAUUACAUUCAAACACUCUGAAGAAAAUAAAAAAGGAGCUGGCUGACAACAUACUUUAUAUAGUUCCUCAGACAGACAUUAUUCUAAAUGAGAUGACCACGAACACAAUAUCAUCAGUCAUGUAUGCAAAUGAUUUCUCACCACCACAUUCUCCUCCACCUGUUCCUGCACAACAGAGGCACCGUCUGACUUCAACCAGCAGUUUUCUUUCAGAUUCUAGCCGAAACUCUUCAAUGGAGGACAUGGACUUUGGCUCUUUGCUCAGAGAGUUUCAGCACAUGCAUCUCAGUGGCAGUGAGAAUGUUUCAAUAUUGGUUUCUCGUAACAAGGUGCUGCAGAGUGCUAAAGAUUCUGUUUCCAACUCUAAUUUCCCUUGGACCAAAAUCCCUCUCGUGACAUUUGUUGGCGAGGAAGCACUUGACUGUGGAGGUCCACGCAGAGAGUUUUUCAGAAUCUUGAUGAUGGAGGUGCAAAGCUCGCUGGGCAUCUUUGAGGGGCAGGCUGGACACUUGUUCUUCACCUAUGACCAAAUGGCCUUGGAGGAACACAAGUAUGAGUUGGCGGGGAAGCUGAUUGCAUGGUCUGUGGCUCAUGGCGGACCAGGACUCAAAUCUCUUGACCCCUGCCUGUACCAGCUGAUGUGCACCCAGGAAUGUCAACUGGUAGACUUUGACUGGCACCUAAUACCAGAUGCUGACAUUCAGGACAAACUGCAAAAGAUUUUGUCAUGCAAAACGACGGCAGACCUCCAGAGGCUGCAGACAGAGCUGGGCGACUGGAUCUGUGAAUGUGGUUUCCUUGGAAUAUACAGACAUGACAUUUCUGUCCGAGAUGUAGCAAAGAUUUACUCCUUUGCAGUUCGACACUACAUAUAUCUAAGAACAUCAAAUAUGAUUCAUCAGUUCACAAAGGGACUGAAUGCUUAUGGACAGUUCUGGGAUAUGGUAAGAACUCACUGGGUUGAGUUUCUACCCAUCUUUACCAACAUGCAUGAGCCACUUUCCAGAAGCACGUUCAGAGACUUAUUCCAAAUCCACUGGAGUAAAUCAGGGACCAAGAAGAGGGAGGCUGAGGAGGACACUAUACACUACUGGGAACUGGUGCUUAAGAUGAUUGAAGAUAAAAAACCAAAAGCUCCAGAAAACAAGUUGCAUUUUGAGGAAAUUUUGGCUUUCAUAACUGGAGCGGCUGAAGUCCCACCACUUGGGUUCUCCCAGAAGCCCAGCAUUCACUUCUACCAGCCAGAGCAGCGUGGAUGCCGUCUACCAUAUGCCAACACAUGCAUGAUGGGAUUGUUCCUGCCCAGGGUUGUAAAAGAUGAAGUGGAACUUUACAGGAUGCUCCUGAGAGCGAUCAGAGACUCAGCUGUUUUUGGGAGAACAUAAACAUAUAUAUAAUUCUUCAUUAUAAUGGACAUGGUCACAUCCAUAAUAUAUAGUUACAUAUAUUUAUAAGCUUUAUUUCAUAAUUUAUUAUAAUAUUUCAAGAAGAAAGCACUUAUGCACUUACUUUCAGUUAUUUGUAUAUUCUGUAUAUUUUUGACAAAGAUGCCAGAU
Molecule: messenger RNA, 1607 nt
Organism: Sinocyclocheilus grahami
Lineage: Eukaryota; Metazoa; Chordata; Actinopteri; Cypriniformes; Cyprinidae
Product: G2/M phase-specific E3 ubiquitin-protein ligase-like
Exons: 7
Coding region: 144-1436 (430 amino acids)
Biological process (GO): ubiquitin-dependent protein catabolic process; protein polyubiquitination
Molecular function (GO): ubiquitin protein ligase activity
Source: RefSeq, a predicted model, not a curated record